AAUUCCUUUAAGUAAUGGUCUCUCUCUAUCUCUAUAAAGCUUGAGUGUAUAUAUAUUAAAUUCCUCUGUAUCAUUCCUUAAACUGCUUACACCAAAAACUCAUAUCUACACUGCAAACAAAGAAGGGAAGAGCCUUUGAAAGUAACAAUGACCGCAGGAGAAAACCCUUUUGCAUCAAACACCUCUUCUCUGCAAAGCCAGCUUAAAGAAAAGGACAAGGAGCUUUUGGCUGCUAAAGCUGAAAUUAAGGCUUUGAGAACAAAUGAAGAGCUCAAAAACGGAGCAUUUGGGGAGCUUAGAGAAAACAUGAGGAAGUUGGAGGAAAGACUUGAAGUCUCUAAGAAUCUUGCUGAACAAAAGGAGAUGGAGAUGAAGAAGCUAGAAGAAGAGAAGGAAGAUGCAUUAGCGGCACAGGACGCUGCAGAAGAAGCACUGAGGAGGGUUUACACUCACCAACAGGAAGAUGAUGAUUCUCUACCCCUCGAAUCAGUUAUUGCUCCUCUUGAAUCUCAGAUCAAGAUUCAAAAGCAUCAGAUCUCUGCGCUUCAAGAAGACAAGAAAGCGUUGGAACGGCUGACAAAAUCAAAAGAAUCAGCGCUUCUCGAGGCAGAGAGAAUCUUGAAAAGUGCACUUGAACGUGCUUUGAUUGUUGAGGAGGUUCAGAACCACAACUUUGAGCUUCGAAGACAGAUUGAGAUCUGCCAGGAAGAGUACAAGUUUCUUGAGAAAAUAAACCGCCAGAAAGUGUUGGAGAUUGAGAAGCUCUCUCAAACCAUUGGAGAGUUGGAGGAAGCAAUCUUGGCGGGAGGAACAGCUGCAAAUGCAGUUAGAGACUAUCGCCGCCAAAUCUCUCAGCUCAAUGCAAAUAAAAGAACAUUGGAGAGAGAGCUGGCCAGAGUCAAAGUGUCAGCAAGUAGAGUGGCUCUUGCUGUUGCUAACGAGUGGAAAGAUGAGAAUGAUAGAGUAAUGCCUGUAAAGCAAUGGCUUGAAGAGAGAAGGCUUCUCCAUGGAGAAAUGCAGAAACUGAAAGAUAAGCUAGCUGUUUCAGAGAGAACAGCUAAGGCUGAAUCACAGCUAAAGGAGAGGUUGAAGCUGAGGCUGAAAACAAUAGAAGAUGGCUUGAAAAGUCCAAACAUGUUUUGUAUCUCUAGAACAACUACAAAGAGUGAAAAAUCUGGCAAGAUUUUAGGAUUCUUGACGAGUGGUGGUGGAGGAUCAAAGAAAAGGUCUAGUUCUCAGCCACGAGGCUCAGUUACAGGAAGAAUCCAUGCUGUUAAUCAGCCUAUCAACAGAGCUGCAGAG
Raphanus sativus (radish) is the source of this 1302-nucleotide messenger RNA. RefSeq names its product microtubule-associated protein 70-5-like. The annotation marks the transcript as partial. Lineage: Eukaryota; Viridiplantae; Streptophyta; Magnoliopsida; Brassicales; Brassicaceae. Gene Ontology annotation, molecular function: microtubule binding. Gene Ontology annotation, biological process: cytoskeleton organization. The record is from RefSeq and is a predicted model, not a curated record. The transcript is spliced from 8 exons.